AUGUCUGGAAAGAACAUUGAUGACUAUGAUUUUGAUGAGGAGCUCGAGCCUUUUUCUCCACAUAUUGCGGAUGAUCCGUAUCCUACUUGCUUCAGGAUGCCGACCAUGCCCACGUAUAAUGGAACCACUAAUCCGUCCAAUCACCUAGGGUCCUUGAACACACUGAUGAUGGCCCACAAUGUAAAUGUCUACCUAAGGUGUAUUCUAUUCCCUGUAAGAUUGACUGGACCAUUAAAAUUAUGGUUCAAUAAAUAUAAAAAUCAUUCAAUCACCUCCUGGAAAAAAUUGUCCUCCAAGUUCAAGAGACAGUUUCGAGCUGCAAAAGGCAUUCGAGUAGAGGCCAAUUCAUUGGCUAACAUCAAGCAACAUCUUGGUGAAUCCCCGAAGGCCUAUCUCAACCAAUUCACAAAUGUAGUGGCCCGCUCUACAGAUGCUCGUGAUUGCUCUAAGCUCAUGGCUAUGAGGAUGGUAAUUACCGUGGGAGGAGAUUUGCGGAAGGAAUGCCAGAGAAAAGGAGUAAAGAGUGUAGAUGAAUUCUUGGCUCGAGCUCAAGAAUGGAUAAACCAGCCAGCCCUCAUUCAACCUACUGGAGUUGUAACGGAAGUUGUAGCUGUGGCUGAGCCUGCUACUCAGAAUAACCAAUCGGGGGGCAAUAAACAGAAAAGGAAUAAUACACGAGAACGUAUCUUCUUGGGAAAUUCUACUCGCCUUCCAUGGAAGAAACUAGAGCCCUUGAGACAUCAAAGGGUUAAGCUUUUCCGGUAUCAUAAUGACAUCGGCCACAACACUGACGAUUUUUGUAUACUGAAUGAUGAGAUCAAGACUCUCAUCCGGGCUAGACCGUUAGCACAAUACGCUCAAAACAGGAGGUUCAGUUUUGAUGCAUCCAACAAUGAAGCAGAGUACGAGGAAUUUUUGGUUGGAGUUCGAGUAGCAAAAGAGGUGAAAGCAAAGUGUGUUCUGCUAGAGGAAGCACAGACCAUCCUCCAAGAAAUACACGAAGGGUUUUGUGGAGACCACGCUGGGUGGCAAAACAUAGCUCUAAAGUACUCUGAAGGGUGUUUUUUGGCUAACGAAGAUCCUAAAGAUGGUGUAUUGGGAAUGAACUUGGAAGCACUCUACCAAAUUGUGGAAAUUUUGCAUGUAGGAACCUUCAAACUAGCUCGGUUAGGUGGAGAAUUGGUUCCACAGACCUGA
Molecule: messenger RNA, 1197 nt
Organism: Humulus lupulus (European hop)
Lineage: Eukaryota; Viridiplantae; Streptophyta; Magnoliopsida; Rosales; Cannabaceae
Exons: 5
Coding region: 1-1197 (398 amino acids)
Source: RefSeq, a predicted model, not a curated record